Messenger RNA from Baudoinia panamericana UAMH 10762, 504 nucleotides. RefSeq lists its product as uncharacterized. The record is from RefSeq and is a predicted model, not a curated record. Bases 1 to 504 code for a protein of 167 amino acids. NCBI's taxonomy places the organism in Eukaryota, Fungi, Ascomycota, Dothideomycetes, Mycosphaerellales, Teratosphaeriaceae. The transcript is spliced from 2 exons.
AUGGCAGACACAGACAGCAGAAUGGCUGACUCGCCAGAAGCCUCAGACGUCGAAGAAGUGGAAACUCCGGCAGGGCAGAUGAUGAGCAGUAGCAGUGUCCUCUCACCCCCGGACUCGCAACAUUCGCAGCAAGGCAACAGCAGCUCAAGCUUCGUUAACAUGCCCACUUCAGCUUCCGGUGUGGCGGGCGCAAAUGCCAAUGGCAAGCGACCCAUCACCACCAUCUCCAACGGCGCCGACGACGACAUACUGGAUGGUGGCAUGGCAGUCAAGCCGAAAGGCCCCGAUUUCCCGCCCCGGACGCACCAGCCGAGCGGUUAUACCUGGAGCCGAGUGGAAGACGAACCUGGCUAUGCCUGGCUGAACAAGAAGGCGAUGGACGAGCGGAACCGAGCGGUGGAUGCGUUGGUGCAUCGAGAGCAGGUUGUGAUGAACCGCUAUGGUGACCCGUUCGAGGCGGCUGAGCGGGAGCAGGCCUUGCUCAACAGCCUGAAGCAGCGAUGA